UUUUUAACUCGCCCCUAUGUUUGACGAACGUGUUCUCCUUGGUUGCUGCGUGCUUAUUGUUGGUCUUUAUCCUCUUGCAGUUGUAGAGGCAGAUGUUAAGUUUACCAAGGAACCGUCAGAUCCAACCUACGUUAACAACGGGACCAAUGCUAAACUGGUUUGGGACUACAGUGACACCAACAAUGCAUUCAGAGGCAUUUUAUUUAAUGUCCUGGUAGAUGGUCAAAACGGUAAAGAAUAUAAACCAAUGCUUUACAAACAAAAUGGUAGCUUCAAGAUACAUCAAAACAUACCUCCACUUUACAAAGGAAGAGUGAGGCUUGAAGGAAAUGCUACCCUGGUCAUUGAGAAUGUAACUCCUAAAGACAACACCAAAUUUCAAUGUGAGCUAACUGGUAGUUCAACACAUAGAAGUGCAGUUACACUUAUCAUUGCAGAGGCACCUGUAAUAACCUUGUCAUCAAUCCAAAAAAGUUACCUCGAGGGAUCCUUCGUGACCAUUAGCUGCAUAGCAUCCGGGAAACCAGACCCGGAUGUAGCCUGGAUCAGAAGUGGUAAAGUUAAAACUUCAGGAAAGAAGGCCGCGGUUUUAAUCCUCAACAGAAUAAACAGAGCAGAAGAUGGACAGUACACUUGUAGAGCCAGAAAUUCAGUGAAAAGCUCCAACCGUCACAUAACAAUUGAGGUUAACUACAAACCUGAAGGUGUAACACUAACUACAAGUGCUGCUCACAAUAUCGUCACACAAGGAGAUAAUGUUACAUUAACAUGUCACGUCACGUCAGCUAAGCCACGAGUAUCAGGAUACAGAUUCUAUUUAAAUAACCUUCCCGUCAGUAACAGCAAUAACAGAGAACACACCAUCAACAAUGUACUACGAUCUCAGCAUUAUGGGGUAUACAAAUGUGUGCCGUAUAAUGAUUUUGGAGAUGGACCAGAGGCCACAGUGCCCCUUGACAUAAAUGUUCCAGUCCAGCUUAAAGAACUACCUCAGAAUAUAACAGUUAAUACUUCAACUCCCAUAUUCUUGACGUGUGAUGCUUCGGGUUUUCCUGCACCCUAUGUAAGAUGGACAAAAUCUAGGAAGACUUUGUCUUACAAGAAAAAACUUCACAUUUCCAGCAGCAAAAAGAGUGACGCAGGAGAAUAUAUGUGUACUGUAGGAAAUGGAGUGGGGCAAGAAAAGUCAGCAAGAGCUUAUGUUACCGUACAAUACCCACCAAAAAUUCAGAUUGCCAUAGCUUCAUCUCUUACGUCCUGGGUUGGUCAAACAGUGACCUUAAAAUGUCAAUCAGAUGGUGUUCCUACACCGACACUCAGCUGGUACCAACCUGACGGAGAUGAAAUAAAGAGAGCGACGAAUAAAGAAAUUAAAGCUAAGGUGGCAUUGAAGGACAGUGGUGAUUUCGGUGAUUACAAGUGUGUUGCUGAAAACGGUCUUACUCCCCCUGAUGUGAAGAUAGUGAAGAUAAAUCAGAUAAAGAAACCCAGCCAGGCAUCCAUCAUAUCAACAGAAGCAGACGUUCACGCCAGUUCUUUAACAGUAAGGUGGACUGCACCAGCUGAUGAUGGAGGAAGUCCUAUCACAGCCUACCGAGUGAUCAUACUAAAGGGUGACACCAAGAAAGGCAGUGUUAAUAUUACUGGUCUUCCUAAAACAUAUCACACUUUUACGGGUCUGGAAAGAGACACAAACUACACGGUGAAAGUGUUUGCCAGAAAUUCUGUAUUUGAAGGAGAUGCUGCUGUAAAGACAUUGAAGACAAACGGACAUUUUGAGCCUCACUGUCUCUAAGCGAUGCGAAUUUUUCCGCAAUGUUUUCAACAGCUAUAAUCCGAGAAAAUUUCGACG
Stylophora pistillata is the source of this 1852-nucleotide messenger RNA. RefSeq names its product hemicentin-2-like. Lineage: Eukaryota; Metazoa; Cnidaria; Anthozoa; Scleractinia; Pocilloporidae. The record is from RefSeq and is a predicted model, not a curated record.